Molecule: messenger RNA, 1104 nt
Organism: Chelonus insularis
Lineage: Eukaryota; Metazoa; Arthropoda; Insecta; Hymenoptera; Braconidae
Product: zinc finger protein 43-like
Exons: 3
Coding region: 1-1104 (367 amino acids)
Biological process (GO): regulation of DNA-templated transcription
Molecular function (GO): DNA-binding transcription factor activity, RNA polymerase II-specific; RNA polymerase II cis-regulatory region sequence-specific DNA binding
Source: RefSeq, a predicted model, not a curated record
AUGGAAUUAAAUUCUAAAGCUAACCUUCGAGAACAUCUUUACACUCAUAUGAAUGGCCGUCAAUAUAUUUGUGAAUUAUGUGGUAAAUGCUUUCGACAAAAAUCGUCUUUAUAUACUCACUAUCAAUUCCAUCAGUCUAAAGAUACGCGUAAAUACAGAUGUAAUAUUUGUGACCAUGCUUAUCCACGUCGUCUUGACUUAGAAAAUCAUAUUUUAAUACAUACUAAGGAAAAACCUCAUACCUGUAAUGUCUGUAAUAAAACAUUUCGUACUACUGGCUGUUUAAGUAGACAUAAAAUGACUCAUGUAACUGAGAAACUUUAUGUGUGUAACAUUUGUGGACUGAAAUUUAAUCAAAAACGUUAUUUGAAGAGGCAUUGUAAAAAUAAACAUGAUAUAUCUGAUUUUCAGGAAGUUCAGCAAGUAGUAUCAACGUUUGAAGAGAAGCAAUUUAAUGUAAUUCGUCGUACCUUUUCUUUUGAUGUUGUAAAUGCUAAAGAACAACUGAAGGUUAAUUUAUUAAAAAAAGAGAAUACUUAUAAACAAGGUGCAUUGAAAAAUUCUACGCAAAGUGUUGGUGAUAUAUUAGAAAAACCAACUAAUAAAAAUAAAAAAUUAAAUACAUUCCAUUGCUCAGCAUGUAGUCUCUAUUAUCAUUUGAAACACGUUCAUGAAGGAGUGAAAAAUCAUGCUUGCGAUAUUUGUGGAAGAUCAUUUGCAAUGAAAAAAGUAAUGGAAGAUCAUCGAAGAAUUCAUACAGGAGAACGACCGUAUGUUUGUGAUUCUUGUGGGAAAACUUUUAAGACAAAAGCAGCUUUAUAUAUUCAUUCUAAAACUCACUCUGAUCAAUAUCCAUUCAAAUGUACGUAUUGUAAGAAGGGGUUCAGAUGGAGACAACAAUUACAAGAUCAUACAACCGUUCAUACUGGUGAAAAAAAGCAUACUUGUGAAGUUUGUGGAAAAUGCUUUGGCGUCAAAUAUGGCUUAACAAGACAUAAAAGAAUUCAUUCAACAGACAAACCUUUUAUUUGUGAGAAAUGUGGAUGUUCCUUUGCUCAAAAACGUUAUUUAAGAAGUCAUGAACUUAUCAAACACAAAACUUGA